AUGGUUUACAAGACAGUAACGGCAACAUGCCCUGAACUGGAACUGAAGAUGAUAGAAAAAGGAGCUUUCCGACUCGCAUCAAAGCUCUGUCACAACGGCCAUUUACGCUGCACGGUUCGGGAAUCUGGACUUGUCUUUCUAUCAUCACUUAUUCAGAGGGCAGUUCGGUGUAGAUAUGCCAAAAUAGAUUUCAUAAAUGCAGAUAUCCAUCAAUCUAUUCUAAUUGGUUCGGAUACGAUUUUGAGAUUAGACUCCAAGAUGAACGAAAGGAAUCCAGUCC
This is a messenger RNA of Acaulospora colombiana, 280 nucleotides long. Lineage: Eukaryota; Fungi; Glomeromycota; Glomeromycetes; Diversisporales; Acaulosporaceae. The record is from the annotation of a GenBank genome assembly.